CCCCUGCUUUCCCCUCCCGCCCCUCCAACCGCCCCCCCUCCCGGAUGGGGGAAAAAAAAGAUGUCAGCUCCUCCGCUGUAGUAUUGCUCCUUAAAAACCCCUCUCUCUGAAAAUGACAUGCCCUCGCAAUGUAACUCCGAACUCGUACGCGGAGCCCUUGGCUGCGCCCGGCGGAGGAGAGCGCUAUAGCCGGAGCGCAGGCAUGUAUAUGCAAUCUGGGAGUGACUUCAACUGCGGGGUGAUGAGGGGCUGCGGGCUCGCGCCCUCGCUCUCCAAGAGGGACGAGGGCGGCAGCCCCAACCUCGCCCUCAACACCUACCCGUCCUACCUCUCGCAGCUGGACUCCUGGGGAGACCCUAAGGCUGCCUACCGACUGGAACAACCUGUUGGCAGGCCGCUGUCCUCCUGCUCCUACCCACCUAGUGUCAAGGAGGAGAAUGUCUGCUGCAUGUACAGCGCAGAGAAGCGGCCGAAAAGUGGCCCUGAGGCAGCCCUCUACUCCCAUCCCCUGCCGGAGUCCUGCCUUGGGGAACACGAGGUGCCAGUGCCCAGUUACUACCGCGCCAGCCCGAGCUACUCGGCGCUGGACAAGCCGCCACACUGUGCUGGGGCCAACGACUUCGAGGCCCCUUUCGAGCAGCGGGCCAACCUCAACCCGCGUACCGAACAUCUGGAGUCGCCCCAGCUCGGCAGCAAAGUGAGUUUCCCCGAGACCCCUAAGUCCGACAGUCAGAUCCCCAGCCCCAGUGAGAUCAAGACCGAGCAGUGCCAGGCGGGCCCCAAAGGCAGCCCCUCGGAGAGCGAAAAGGAGAGGGCCAAGACUGCCGGCUCCAGCCCAGAAACCUCGGAUAACGAAGCGAAAGAGGAGAUAAAGGCAGAAAACACCACAGGAAAUUGGCUGACAGCAAAGAGCGGAAGGAAGAAGAGGUGCCCCUAUACUAAACACCAGACGCUGGAAUUGGAGAAAGAAUUUCUGUUCAAUAUGUAUUUGACGCGAGAGCGCCGCCUGGAGAUUAGCAAGACCAUUAACCUUACAGACAGACAAGUCAAAAUCUGGUUUCAAAAUCGCAGAAUGAAACUCAAGAAAAUGAACCGAGAGAAUCGGAUCCGGGAACUGACCUCCAAUUUUAAUUUCACCUGAGCUCUCGGUCUCUCCUCCCCCUCCCUUCUCCCCCCUCCUUCCUUUCCCCGCCCCUCCUCCCUUUGUGCCUGGUGGUAUAUUUUUUUUUCCUCCCUGAGUAUAAAUGCAACACGCCUGCAAAAAAAGGCAACGACCUCAGACUCUCCUUCCAAGGGACCUAUGGUUCGUGCUGCGAAGAUGCUUCCACCUAAAGCAUGAGAAAUUGGGUUGGGGGUGUGGGGUAUGGCGUGUGCCCGCGUAGAUGGGGUGGGAGUGUGGCUGGUGUGUGUGUCAAGCCCUCACUCACCCACGCACUUACACACAGCACCCUGUUCUUCAUGCGAAGUUGAGGUGGAAUUCACCCGAUUGUAGGGGGGAAAGAGGGAAAAUACCAACCAGAGAGGGUUUGUAAUCUCUCAGAGCACAGUCAGAAUCUCUCCUUCCUUGCUGCAUUUCUUCCUUAGAAUAAUAGACAUUUCAGAAAGUUCGGCUAGUGUUUGUGUGUUUGUUGUAGCGCCCAGCGCCUCCACUGAACCCUUUUCUGUGUCUUUAGCUCCCAGUCGCUAUGAUAAUCUGCUUGAAGUCUCGUAUUUGUACUGCUUUCUGCUUUUCUCCCACCCCUUCCAGUAUCUCCACAUCCCCCAGCCACUGACAUCUCAGAAAUUCUAUUCAGAGGAACAAAACAAACAAAAAAAAUAAUAAUUUUUUUAAUUGAAAAAGAGCAUAGCAAAGAAAAAAAAGCAAACCAGAAUGCACCCCCUCCCCCAACACCGCCCUUCCCUAUCUGGGAGUUGUGUUAUUUAUAGAUAUUCUUCUGUAUGUUGUACCUUUUGCAUGUAGCUUCCUUAAUGGAGAAAAAAAAUCCUAAUAAAUUUCCAGAAUCAUAAUCCUCAAA
This is a messenger RNA of Elephantulus edwardii (Cape elephant shrew), 2015 nucleotides long. RefSeq names its product homeobox C10 (gene HOXC10). The transcript is spliced from 2 exons. Bases 113 to 1141 code for a protein of 342 amino acids. The record is from RefSeq and is a predicted model, not a curated record. Gene Ontology annotation, biological process: regulation of transcription by RNA polymerase II. Gene Ontology annotation, molecular function: DNA-binding transcription factor activity, RNA polymerase II-specific; RNA polymerase II cis-regulatory region sequence-specific DNA binding. Lineage: Eukaryota; Metazoa; Chordata; Mammalia; Macroscelidea; Macroscelididae. Gene Ontology annotation, cellular component: nucleus.